Molecule: messenger RNA, 1361 nt
Organism: Pseudogymnoascus verrucosus
Lineage: Eukaryota; Fungi; Ascomycota; Leotiomycetes; Thelebolales; Thelebolaceae
Exons: 3
Coding region: 339-998 (219 amino acids)
Source: RefSeq, a predicted model, not a curated record
CGGUGACUGGCUGUGCUCUCAUCACCGUAACCGCCCGCUGUCAAUGGUGGGAGGGAGGGGAGAGGUGCGCUGCCGUGCGUGAUGCAUGGCCCUCAAAAGGCUCUCUGGCCCCCAGCGCUGAACUCGAGAGGUCUGAUGGGCGACUGACUGAGAGACCUACAUCGUCGACACUGAGCCACUUCCGUUGAUCAUCUUUGCGACUUCACAAAAAAAGUACGAUUGUCGACAGCAGGGCGAGAGAGAGAGUAACCCUGUUAACCCUGUCUCCGAAUAGCUAAGCUGCUGCGCAUCUUGGCCAUUGUUCUCUGCACAAAAAUCUCUGUUCCACAUCCGCCGCCAUGUUCUACUCAAUACUUUCAGCUCUGGCGAUAUGUCUGUCGUUAGUGAACGGACACACUGUGAUUUCUUAUCCAGGCUGGAGAGGAGACAACUUGGUCACAAAUGAGACGUUUCCAUUCGGCAUGCAAUGGAUGUAUCCUUGCGGCGGAAUGGGUACCUCGCGCAACCGCACCACCUGGCCCAUAGGCGGCGGUGCUCUCGCCGUGCAGCCGGGCUGGUUCCAAGGGCACUCCAAGGGCUUCUUCUACGUCAAUAUGGGCUUUGGCACCAAUGGGCCUGACAAUGGCCCCAAUAACUUCACCAACGUCAUGGUCCCCAUCUUUGAGUUCACAGGACCCUCGAACGGACCGUAUCCGGGCACCUUCUGUCUGCCGCAGAUCCCGCUGCCAGCGAACGCGACCGUCAAGGCGGGCGAUCUCGCGACGAUUCAGGUCGUGAUGACAGCACAGCACGGGGCGAGUCUAUUCAAUUGCGUCGACAUCAUCUUCGCAGAGCCAGAGAACGUCGCAGAGGUCAACAAAUCGAACUGCUUCAAUAGCAGCGACAUCGGCUUCAACAAUGUCUUCACAUCACAAAUUUCCGGCGCCGAUUUGUCAAUAACCAUCUCGAUGGCCGUCCUCACACCCAUACUAUUACUCAGCAUGUGGGGUCUAUCAUGAUGAGAUAGAGAUGACAAGCCUGUGAAUCGGCAAUGAUGGGCUGGAGGCAAACGGGAGGGUUCGCGUACUUCUCCUGGGGGUCUGGAACAAACGAGCGGGUUCCUGGGCAGCGCGGCAAAAUGCACCGCGGUUUUUGUAUACAGCAUGGCGGAGAUGGGGAUCGGAUGGGAAAGAUGGCGCUGGGGCGUUUUAUUCACAAUAUUUUUUUACUUCCAUAGGAUGGAUGGAUGCCGCAGAGGCUGAUUUGCAUCUACAUAUACCCCCGUUAUUAGGGGAUCUUUAUACCAGGGGAUUGAAGUGCCAGGAUGGGCAAGGAGAGUAUGUAGAUGUAAUGAAUGAGAAGCAACGGAUUAUACUCCGCUG